Paramecium tetraurelia is the source of this 1618-nucleotide messenger RNA. RefSeq lists its product as uncharacterized. The transcript has 2 exons. Gene Ontology annotation, biological process: spliceosomal complex assembly. Gene Ontology annotation, molecular function: mRNA binding. NCBI's taxonomy places the organism in Eukaryota, Ciliophora, Oligohymenophorea, Peniculida, Parameciidae. The record is from RefSeq and is a predicted model, not a curated record. Gene Ontology annotation, cellular component: U2-type prespliceosome; catalytic step 2 spliceosome; U2 snRNP.
AUGAAGAAGAUUGUAUUAAUGGUAAUAAAAUAAUGCAUAUAAUGUGCAGGUAUAGAGGCUGUUUAUGUAAGAGAUCAAAUAAUGCCUGAAUUCUUCAAAUAUUAUUGGAGCAAAAGAACAGCCACAGACAGAAGAAAUUACAGAUAAAUGGUUGAAACCACCUGUGAAAUAGCUGCUAAAGUGGGAGCAGCUGAAAUAUUAGAAAGAAUUGUAGGAGAUCUCAAAGAUGAAAAUGAAUCAUUUAGAAAGAUGGUUGUGGAAACUAUAGAAAAGUUUAUAAAUUAACUAGGAGUAUCAGAUAUCGAUUCGAAAUUGGAAAACAGAUUGAUGGAUGGAGUCUUAUGGGCAUUUAAUGAAUAACAAAGUGAAGAUACCUAAACAAUGUUGAGUGGAUUUGGAUCUAUAAUUAAUGCUUUUGGCAGUAGAUCUAAGCCUUAUUUCAGUUAAUUAGGUGGUGUUUUAUAAUGGAGAUUAUCUAAUAAAUCACCCAGAGUUAGAUAAUAAGCAGCUGAUUUGAUUGGUAAAAUUGCAGUUUGCAUGAAGAAUUGCUAAGAAGAAGCAAGAUUAGGAAGAUUAGGCUAGUUAUUAUUUGAAUGUCUAGGUGAAGAAUAUCCAGAAGUUCUAGGAUCUAUCUUAGGAGGAUUGAAGGCUAUAGUCAAUGUAAUAGGAAUGAAUAAGAUGUCACCUCCAAUCAAAGAUUUAUUGCCAAGAUUGACACCCAUCUUAAAAAAUAGACAUGAGAAGGUUUAAGAAAAUUGCAUUGAUUUAGUUGGUAGAAUUGCAGAUCGAGGACCAGAACACGUUUCUCCAAAAGAAUGGAUCAGAAUAUGUUUUGAUUUGUUAGAUUUAUUGAAGGCUCACAAAAAAGGGAUUAGAAGAGCAACUAUCAAUACUUUUGGUUAUAUUGCCAAAGCCAUAGGACCCUAAGAUGUUUUGUCUACUCUAUUAAAUAAUCUUAAAGUUUAAGAGAGAUAACUUCGUGUUUGUACUACUGUGGCAAUUGCUAUUGUAGCAGAAACAUGCGGUCCUUUUACUGUUUUGCCUGCUCUAAUGAAUGAGUAUAGAGUUAGAGAAUUAAAUGUGUAAAAUGGUGUUUUAAAGUCAUUAUCUUUUAUGUUUGAAUACAUAGGACCAACUGCGUAUUCUUAUAUUAAUUCAGUUAUUCCAUUAUUAAUUGAUGCUUUGACUGAUAGAGAUCUUGUUCAUAGAUAAACUGCCUCAUCAGCUGUUAAACAUUUAGCUCUUGGAGUCCAAUGCUUAGGAUGCGAAGAACAACUUAUGCAUUUAUUGAAUCAUGUUUGGCCAAACAUUUUUGAAACAUCGCCUCAUGUUAUCAAUGCUGUUAUGGAAGCCAUAGAAGGAAUGAGAGUCAGUCUUGGACCAGGCAAUAUUCUACUUUAUGCAUUAUAAGGCCUGUAUCAUCCUGCAAGAAGAGUGAGAUUGAUUUAUUGGAGAAUAUACAACAUGAUUUAUGUUGGCAGUUCUGAUGCUUGUGUUGCAUUCUACCCGACCUUUCCUAAUGAUCAGUAUAAUUCUUAUGAGAAAUACGAAUUAAAUUUAACAUUAUGAGAGUUGAAAAUAUUUGAAAUCAUAUAUAUAAAUUAUCAUAACAUAUUAA